GACUCAGUACAGGACAGGGACGCGUAUCGGCGGGGCAGGUGCCGGGGGCGGCUGUGCACGGCAUUCGGCGCGGGCGGCGUGACGGUCACAGCUGACGAAUAAUUGUAUCUGAUAUAGUUCACAUUCUGACGAGCUAGGCCUACAAUUUCAAUUUCUUAGAACACACCCAUCAGACUGGGUAGCCCAAUACUGCUGGCCAGUGCCACUGCAGGGUGGUGUCUGGCGCUUAGCCGGGAGGUGCACAAAAUGUGUGGCCUUGACGUUAUCGCUCAUUGGUUCUCCCUGCAGUGACUCACUUUCCUGUCUGCUGGGCUGUCGGCGUUUUGUUGUGGGGCUACUCGUCCGUUUGACAAGUGAGCGCACUCCAAGCGAACGGACAACUCAGUCAAUAUUUUUGUGUUUAGUAGCGUUCAUGUAAGCUACUAUCUGGCUCUGAUGCUACUUAAGUUGUGAAACCGGUCACGGGUGCUGGACAAAAGGGCAAUGAGUUCCGACGAGGAGCCACCAGGGUCCGGUGAGCGCCCACCGCGCCGCAAGAACAGAAAGGCAAGGAGUUCCGACGAGGAGUCAGGUGAUCAGCGCCCGCCGCCCCGUAAGAAGACCAAGAAGGGGGCUGUUGAUCACCCCCCGCCGCGCCGCAAGAAGGGCAGGAAGGAGCGGGGAGGAAAGGAGUCAAGCUCUAGCAAGUUACCUUCGGGUGCGGUACCGCCUUCGGCCAGCGCGGGUGGCCCCGGAGACCCCUUCAGCUACAGCACCUUUGAGAGGCCGACGGUGGUUGGUCAGCUGCACAACAUUCUGUCGCAGUACCCAGACAACGGCCAGAUCAUCAAGGAGCUGGUGCAGAAUGCCGAGGAUGCCGGGGCGACGCGUGUGGAGGUGGUUCACUUCCUGGAGCCCCUGCGGCAGCCUGGGGCCCGAGAGGAGGUGCAACGGUUCAUUGAGGGCCCAGGGCUGUGCCUGUUCAACGAUGCCACGUUCUCGGAGGAAGACUGGCACGGCAUCCGCAAGCUCGGUGACAGCGUCAAGAAGAACGACCCUGUGCGGGUGGGUCAGUUUGGCCUUGGCUUCAAGUCUGUGUUCCACCUGACAGACUAUGUCACCAUCAUCAGCGGGACGCAGGCGCUCUUCAUGGACCCCAGUGAACCCGAGGACAAGAUGUGUCGCUCCCUCCCCCUCGACAAGCUGACGGAGGUGCUGCCUGACCCUUCCAGCCACCAGGCUUUUGAAUAUUACCUCACCAAACACCUCAAGGCUGACAGCAAUCUCCCAGGCACUCUGUUCUGGUUUCCCCUGCGACGGUCUGCCUCCAAGAUCUCGGACACACUCUACACCCCAAGUCAUGUUGAGAACCUCUUUCUGUCCUUUGCUGUGGAGGCUGACAUCUGCCUCACCUUCCUGAAGUCCCUGGAGAAGGUCACUCUUGGCAUUCAUACAGCGGGGAAGGUAAAUGUCACCCACUCCAUGACGAUAACCAGCCGGGCCGCGGAGGAGGUGAGGAACAAGAAGAGGAGCUUCAGGCAGAGUCUGUGCCAGUCCAGAGGCUCCCUAUCCAGUGCUCUCUCCUGCUCCUAUGAGGCUACACUCACGACCAGAGUAAGAGAAAGGGUAGUCCAGAAGCAGACUCUGAGGGUCCUCCACUUACUACCAGGGCAGGAAGACAAAGAGUGGAUGACGUGGACUGGACGGAACAAGGACAAGCACAUCCCUCUGGUGGGCGUGGCAGUCCCUGUCUCCCCGCCUGCAGCACCUAGAGCCAAGGGGCACAUCUUCAGCUUCCUGCCGCUGCCCCCAGACCCCAGCAGCCAGACUGACCUCCCCAUACAAGUCAAUGGAACCUUUGUCCUCAGCCAGAACCGAAGACAAGUGAAGUGGAGGACGAGUGAGAGUAGCGUCAAUGAGCCAGAUGUUGUCUGGAAUGAAGAUCUGGUCAGUAAGGUGGUGCCAAGAGCUUAUCUGGAGCUUCUCAAAGAACUUCUGGAGGAGGCGAAGGAGGGCAGCUUCAGUGCAGACACCUGGUACACAUUCCUGCCCAGCCUUCGUGGGACAGCAGGAAGGUGGCACGAGAUGGCGAAGCAGGUCUGGUGCGGCCUCUUGGACCUCCCUGUCAUUGCCACGGAGGUCCGUGGGUUCCUGCCACCCCGUGAAGUCCUGGCCAGCAAUAUUUUGAGUGAGGAGGAGCCUGAGCUGGCCACUGCUGUGAGGAAGGCGCUGUCACAGGAAAAGCUGCCCAUUGCAACUCUUCCUGACCAUGUGCAGGCGUCGAUUCAUGCUCUGGGCCAGCAGCUGUCCGUCGUGACGCCUGAGUUGCUGUGCCAAACACUGCAAGGGAAGGGCAGCAGUGACCUGGGGGGAGAGGAGACCUGCCAGCAACUCUUGUGCUAUGCUGCCAAGGACAAGCAUCACCACAGCCUGCAUGGCCUCCCACUCCUCCCGCUGCAGGACGGAUCCUGGUCAACCUUCAGCCGGGGGGACUCGGACUCAGCGGUGUACCUUUGCUCGGCGGUGGAGGCUAAGGCUCUCCUGGGCCUGGAGGGCCUCAUGGCAAGCACUUGUGUGGCUCAGCCUGCCUGGGAGGCUCUGCAGGACGUGGCCCACUCAGGCAAAACACAGCUGCGCCCAUUCCAGCCAGAGCUUCACGGCCCUGACCUGCUCCUCAAGAGUGCCAGUCACGUGCAGCGGUGCCAGCCACCACUGGAGCAGGUGGAUCAGUGGCUGGGUAAGGUGUGGACGCUCUUGCAGAAUCUGCCGCUCUGUAGCGUUGAGAACAUUCCGCUGCUCCCCACCUCUCAGCCACCAAACUCAGCCUCUCUGAGCCCUCUCUCAUCCCCUGUGGUGGUGCAGGGGAAAGGUGGUUGGCUUUCCAGGCCCCAGGUGGAGGCACUGGGACUCCUCGGGGUGGUGGUGGUCCCUGCGCUGCCAAAACACGUCCAGCACAAAGACCUGCAUGAGUACUUGUCUGCUGCAGACCGUCAUGGAACCACUCAGGCUCUUGGCAAGGUGGUGAGGCAGGACCAGGAGAAAGAAGCAGUCACUCGGUUCAACACUCACAAGACUGAGCACCAGAGGCAGGCCGUGAGCAGCCUUAUAGAGGUCUCCAGUAUCCAGCCACCUCUUGCAGGGUUCCUCACCAAGCUCCACAUGUUCAAAGCUCAAGACACAAACAAGUCGGAGCAAGAUUCACAUCUGGAGGAAGUAAACACAAUUGCUCCAGAACUUGUGGACUUUCCAGUGAGUUAUCCCGAGACUCUUCUUACACCCGCUCAGCACCAGGAGAUGGAACUGGCAUUGAAACUGGGGGCUCACAAGUUGUCUAAGGAGGAGCUGUGCAUCAAGGCAUUAAGGAGCGGCCACUCUGAUGACAGUGUCUUGGCGCUGGUGCAGUACAUUUUGGAGGACCCUCAGCUGGAGAGAAGCAGCAGUGUCCAUGAGCAGUUAAGGAACUCCAAAUUUGUUCCCAACAUUGACGGUUCGCUGUGCCACCCGUCAGAGCUGUACGACCCAGAGGAUGAAGACCAUUGUGUCCUCAUUGGGGAGCCACAGCAACCAAAAGACUCAUUCUGUGACCAUUACCCACUCCUGCGCUCCCUGGGCCUCAGGAAGGUACAGGACAUGCCUCAGGAUGAACUGAUCUGCCUUAUUGAGGGCCUAGAGAACAGCCAGCUGUCCGAGGAUGACAAAGCCAGGAAGUCUGUGGGGUUGCUGCAGGCUGUGAACCGACGGUCUGACUACCUACAGGUCUGCCGGGCAGUCUUGGGGGUGCCGUUUGUGUAUGGUGCAUCCAGCAGGCCUCAUGGAUAUCCCUCAAGUCUGGGGUGGGCCACCCCACCUGGACCACUGGUGCCCCAGGGCCUGAGGAGCCUCAAGUACAGCAGUGUGUUGGGCUCCACCACUGCCUUAGUUGAAUGUCAUGAUUUUCCUGAUGUAGCCAGUGCCUUUGGCUGGGCGUCAACACCACCUGUUGAGCCAGUCAUUCAGCACCUCAAGAACCUGGCAGCAGCUUAUCAGCUUAAUGAGAGGGAGUACUUAGACCUGAUUAAGCAGACCUACAGUCAGCUCUCCACAGCCCUUGGUGAAGGUGGGGCUCCCCAGCUGGGCAGCCUGAAGACAGAGUGCUGUGUCUUCACGGAGCAUGGCUUCAGGCUCCCAGAUGAGGUGUACAUCCACCCAGGGGAUGAAGACUUGCGGCUGCUGCCUUACCAGCAUGUGCUGCCCUUUGAGCUGCGGGGGAGCGAGCAACUUUUCCUCUGCUUGGGUUGUGCACGUCAGCAGAGCCCUGCACUCCUGCUGGCAGUGCUGGAGAAGGUGAGGGCACGACACCAAGGCGGCGGAGGCAGUAUUGACAGCAGCGAAGUGGAGAAGGACAGGCGGCUAGUCAUGUCAGUGCUGGGCAGACUCCAGCACCACCUGGAGGAGCUCCCCGGCCCCCUGCUGGUGCCCGUGCAGACACAAGACGAUGUGCUGGAGCUGGCUGAGGUGCAGCAGGCAGCAUACAUGGAGGAGGUGGAUGCGUGGCUGGACAGUGAUGAGCUGGGCGUGAAGGUGGUCCACGGAUGCGUGGCUACCACCUUGGCCCGUGCCCUUGGUGUGGCUUCCCUGGAAAGCUUUCUGACUGCUGGAGGCGAGGCGGUAAUGGAGUGGGGGCAGCGGGAGCCACUCACCACCCGCCUCCACAACCUGCUGGAGCAGCAGUACAGGGAUGGCGUAUCAAUCCUGAAGGAGUUGGUGCAGAAUGCCGACGACGCUGGGGCCACAGCCGUCCGCCUCCUGUACGAUGAGCGGCAGAACGAAGACUCCCGGACGCUGCUGCUGGGCCCGGGGAUGGAGCGGUGCCAGGGCCCGGCACUCUGGGUGUACAAUGACGCAGUCUUCUCCGAGCAGGACUUUGAGAACCUGCGAGAGGUGGGGGCAGGCACCAAGGAGCUGCAGCCCACCAAGAUUGGCAAGUUUGGCCUGGGGUUUUCCUCCGUCUACAAUCUGACAGACGUUCCAAGCUUCAUCAGUGGCUCAAGCUAUGUGGUGUUUGACCCCCACAUGACCCACCUGAGCCAUGCCACCUCCCCGGGACGCAGAUACAACUUCACCAACCGCCGCCACUCCUACAUGCUGCGCACACUAAGGGGACAGUUCCAGCCCUUCUCCGGCGUGUUUGGCUGUGACGUGGUGGAGCGAGGCUCCUUUGAGGGUACGUUGUUUCGCCUGCCUUUCCGCACAGCUGCCAGCAAGAUCAGUGACAUGUGUUACUCCCGUGGCGACAUGGUGCAGCUGCUGGGGAUGUUCAGCGGGGUGGUGGGCCAGCUGCUGCUCUUCACCCAGCAUGUUUCCUCCAUCAGUGUGUUCCACCUCAGUGCCUCUGCCUCCUCUCCCUCAGAGAUGGUGGAGCUCUUCCACGCUGGCCGCGGCAGAUGCCAGCCAGCUCUUGUUCCUGGUCUGGCCUCCCCAGCCACUGACGGACCACAGUCAGUGUUGGAACGUGCUGCUGCACUGUUUUCCAAGCAGAAAAAUAGAUUUGAGUGGAAGGGGGAGAUUCUAGCAGAGAGAAGCACAGCAGAGGUGAGUGUGUGGUGCUCACGCAGUGGUGCUGACCUCUGUGGCCUGGAGGAGGGACACUGGAGCACCACCUGGGUCACUUCAUGGCACUCUGGCUCUGGCAGUGCAGGCAAGCUUGCUGAGGCCCUCGGAGGCAAGGCCCUCCCUCUGGCAGCUGUGGCAGUGCCGGUGAGGGAGGACCGCUGUGGGUGUCACCCCCUGAGCCUUACGGACCUUCCUUUGGGGUUCUACCGUGAAGGCCACUUCCAUUGCUUCCUACCACUGCCAGUGAAGACGCUGCUGCCGGUCCAGAUUAACGGGGUGCUGGAAGUGGCCUCAGACCGCACCAACCUCCUCACCGAGACUGAGGAUGACAGGCACGCCCACAGCUGGAACACCACGCUAGUAGGAGACGCUGCCCUCCGUGCCCACCUCGGGCUGGCUGAGGCACUGAGAUGCCUAGGGCUGGGUGCUGAGAGCCCCUACCAUGCCAUAUGGCCGGUGGUACAUCAUGGGGCUGGCACACUGGUGGAGGGACUCACCAAGGGGUUCUAUCAUGCCCUGGAGCAUGAGGGUCUGGAGCUGUUCAGAUGCAGCAGUGGUGACUGGCACCCCCUUGCCAGGUGCCGCUUCCUGAAACAAGACUUCCUUCAGGUGCCUCAGGUUGGAGACAUUGCCUUCGAGUUCAUGCAGACAUACUUCCACUCCACUUCAGAGCUGAGGCUGGUGCGGCUGCCCCAGCACAUCCUUGCCUGCCUAAGUGAGCAGGUGUUGUCCCAGCAGGUCAAUGAGGAAGCGUUUUUCAGCAGGUACUUCAUUCCCCACAUGUCCGAGGGGCUGGUGAGUCCCGACAGGAGGGACCAGCUAAUGCUCCACCUCCUAGAUGCCGGCCACCCCUGCUUGGAGAGUCUUCCUGGCCUGCCCUGCAUACCCACCCAGCCCCGCGGCACACUCAGGGCUCCGGCACACCUCGUCGAGCCCGGGGGAAGAAUUGCAAGAAUGUUUUCUGUAGAUGAUGAGAGGUUUCCUGUAGAAGAGUUUCUUAAUUCCAGCCGGAGAUCCAGCACACUGGCCAGGCUGGGAAUGAACACUGACCGGCUGCCGAGAGAGCUGGUGGUGGAACGAGCAGAGAGUGUGGCAGGUGUGGAGUGUUCCCAGUGUGCUUGUGACAGGGUCAGGGAGCUCUUGCUCUAUAUGUCAGGCCUUAUGGAUGCUGAACAAGAGGAACUUGGGCAUGAACUGAGAUCUGUGCCAUUUUUGCCAGUCAUGCCAAAACCUGAGGGCUGGAGCAUUGCCUGGCAUGGGGAAAGUCCUGGAGAUAGGGAGGCACAGAGCUGCUCUCAGCAUAUGGACUCUGUACCUGAGAGUCUAGUGUUUGACUGCCCCUCAGCUUUAUUUUUCCCUAAAUUCAAGCCUCUGGUGGGCAGCUGUCACUUGCUUCUUGACCAGGCCUUUGAGGAUGCACCACAGGGCGUCCUGCAGAGACUCGGGGUCAUCACAUGUGCCCUUGACCUGCCACUGCGAUCAGUGAUGGAGCAGCUCUGUGUCUUUAGUGCUGCCCCCCUUCAGAGAGAAAAUGAAUGUAUGUGCCACACUGUGUAUGAGCACUUGGAAGAUUUGAUCUUGCAUGUAAGGAGAGGCAAAACUCUAAACUCAGGCAACCUUGAUGCACUGGGAAAGCUCAAGGAAAAGAAGAUACUGGUCACAAAGUAUGGCUUUAAGGAACCAAAACUGUUUGCACUCUUCAAUGAGGUUGACUGUGCCCCAGCCUUAUUUUCUGUGCGCACAGAAGGCCUUGAAAAGUACCAGCACCUGAUGAACACAUUGGGCAUCAAGAGCCACUUUGACUACAAGACAGUGAUGGAGGUGAUCCAGGAGAAAAGGGAGACUUUUGGCAGCGGCAGACUCAGCAGCAACGAGGUGUCUCGGGUGUCCAGGCUGCUCACUGUGCUCUUUCAAGUGAAGCAGAGUGACCAGCAGCUCACUCAGGACCUGCAUCUGCCAGACAGUAAGGGUUACCUGCAUCCCACAAACCUUCUCUGUUUUGACGACGGGGCCAGACUGAGCUCUGGCCAGUUCCUGUGUCUGCACUCGAGUAUCACAGUGUCCCGUGACAUGCUGGAUUGGCUUGGCAUAAAGUCCAAGACCAGGAAGAGACUUCAGGAGUCAUCCAACCGAGUACCGUUUGGCCAGAAUGAGCCGCUCACCACCCGCCUCAAGAACAUACUCGAGGACUACCCGUGUGACCUGGCCAUAAUGAAGGAACUCCUGCAGAAUGCUGAUGAUGCAGGAGCCACAGAGGUUGCCUUCAUCAAGGACUUCAGACAUCUUCCAUAUGAGAAACUCUUUGACCCCAAAAUGGCCCCCUUACAGGGGCCUGCCCUCAGUGUCUUCAACAACAGAGGAUUCACAGAACAAGAUCUCAGGAGUAUUCAGAAUUUGGGGAACAGCAGCAAGAAGGAAGACCCGGCAACAACAGGGCAGUAUGGCAUCGGCUUCAACGCCGUCUACCACCUGACAGACGCUCCUUCCUUCCUCACAAGAGGCCCACAAGUUCCCAACAGAGAGACUCUGUGCAUGUUUGACCCACACUGCUGGUAUGACCCUGCAGCCUCGCCUCAGUUCCCGGGAGUACAGUUUGUUAACCUGAGUGGCCUGAGGGAGGACCAUCCUGAUUCCUUUAUUGGCUACCUGGAGAGUGAACUGCCUGAGGAAGGGACAGUGUUCAGGCUGCCUCUACGCACUAUCCGAGACUCCCUUAUAGCACCCCAAGAGACCAUGACAGAAGAAAAAGUUAAAGAAAUGCUUAAGGAAUUUCAAAGGGGAAUGCCUCAGUGCUUGUUGUUUUUGAGAAAUGUAAGAAAAAUAUCCAUCAAGGAGGUGCAAAGGAAUGGCACAUUCAGAGAGGAGUACUGGGUGGAGGCAAGUGUGUCUGAGGAAUCCCACUUGCCUGCACUGGCCAGUAAGUACAGGGAUGAGCAGGGGGUGAGGGACCCCUGUAGUUUGGGCAUGGUGAGGACCUCCUAUACAAUGACCAUCAGGGAAAGCCAAGGAAGCAGCAGCCAGUGGUUGGUGGUUCAGCAGCAGGGGGUGGAGGGGAAGAACAGUCUGCCCCGUCAAGUGCAGGAUGCAUUCACCAACAAAACCCUGAACCUCCUGCCUCAUGGGGGUGUUGCUAUUCCAUUUGCCACAAUGGCUCCUGGAAGUGAUUGCUGCUCAACUUCCUGCUACUUGCCUCUUCCAGUCAGGUCAGGGCUGCCCUUCAGCAUCAACGGACACUUUGCUCUUAACCCGUCACGCCGCAACCUGUGGACUGGACAUCUUGAUGCCAAGAGCCUCUGGAAUGAGUGGCUGAUAAGAGAGGUGUUGGUGCCAGUUGCUGUGCACGCUGUGGAACAGUUUAGAGCCUUGAUGUUUGAUGGUGAAGGCUACAUGACUGAGAACACUUGCAAGAAGGAGAAGAGAGUCUUCCACAGUGUUCUGCCCUUGGCCAGCAAUGCAACUUCUGAGGAAUGGAAAUACUUUAUCAAGGAGUUUUAUGCGGAGGUGAGAAAAAAGGAAUUUCCAUUUUUUGACGUUUUCAUCCCAGAAAGUGACUUGUCUUCAGCGAUGAAAGAAGCUUCCAGGGUGGGGAGGAAGGGCCAGCUCAAGUGGUGUGCCUUCCAUGCCAGUGGAGACAGCUUCCCUGUUCACUUCUCUGUCAUAUCUGAGCAAGGCAAAGACCACCUUUCAAUACUAGCAGAUGUUUUCAGAAGACUUGGAAUGAAGCUGAGCAGCGAAGAGAUGUUCCAGCGACUCAGAGAAGCGGACCCUCAGUUUGAGUGUCCUCUCUUCACCCAUGAGACUGCCCUCACCUUCCUCAAGUCUUGUAACACAGGCGGGCCAGACUGUUGUCAGCCAAAAGUGGGCAGCAAAGUGGCUGACACACCUUUCCUGAAACCUAACAAUGUCAAGAGUGUUCUGGAGUACAUCACAAAGGCCAAAGAAUUCUCCCUCUCCUCUGUUGACAACCUACCACUACUACUGACCAAUGACGGUGUGCUGAGAUGCUUCAGUGUGCAAAGGCCGGUGUUUUUAUCAACUUUCUGUGGCCUCUUACCAGCUUUUGGGGAGGAAUUCACAUCUUGUGUUCUUGUGCAAAAGGUUGAGGCUAACAUGACAAGUUUUAAGGAUGUGGUAAAGGAGUUCACUCCAGCUGACUUUGUGCAGCGGCUGCCUGAUGAUCCAGGCGCCUCCGGCUGUGUUGCCAAGGCCAAGGCACCUCUGAUGACUGCCAAGCACAAGCGUUGGCUGGAGGAUGUCUGGAAGUUUGUUGUUCACUACAUUGAGAAACAUGAUGAAGACUCUAUUUUUGCACCGGACCGCAACAAGCAAUACAUUUUGACACAUCUCGGGAAAUGGGCAUUUUACCCAAUGAAAGAGGGAAACCAGGAGUUUGUCAUUCCCAUAAAAGAUGCCUGGCAAGUACUAGAUGUAGGUGAUUAUGCUGGAGGAGGUUCAGUCUUUUCCAAGUUGCCUGUUCCAUUUCCAUCUUGUGGUAGAUCAGGUCAAGAGGGAAAGCCACACAUUCCUCGCAAAUUGAAGCUUGAGGCAAGCUUGAAGGAACCUGUGACUGUGUUGGAGCUUCUUUACUUCCACAGAGAAUCUGUCAGCAGCUUCUUUAUUAAAGACAGCCGUCAAGGUGGGUCGAGGCAGGUGCUGACAGCUCUUGAGAUCCUGGAGUACCUCGGCCAACACUGCUCACGGUGCCAAAUGUCCAAGGACAAAAUCCGCUCCCUACAGAUAUUUUGUGAUGUGUCUGGGGAGCACUCUGACCUUGUGGGGAGGAACCUGAUUGUUCUCAAAGAUUCCUGUCUGAGCUUGCAUGGACUUGAGAGCCUUUGUGAUAAGCUGAGACUAUUUGUGACUGGCCAGGCAACAUGUACACUUCAUGUAACAAAACUCUACACCUACAUUCAACCCAACUGCAUUGUAGAGGAGACAGACUGGUAUGCUAAGUACAUAUUGCCCAAUAUAAGUUUACUGACUGAAGAAAAGAGAAUGUUUUUUCUAGAUAAUCUCAGAUCAAAACUACCAAACACCAGCAGAGAAAUGGAGUGGAGCGAAGGUCAGCAGAGAGUUGUGUCAGCUCUGAAAAAAUGUCCAUUUAUUGAGCUCAAUGGAACACUGAGAACAGCAGAUAAUAUAUAUGACCCUUCAAACCCAGUGUUUGCUGUAAUGGGAGAAUCCAACUUACCAGAGGCAUGGAGGGAGAAGAAGUGGCAGCACCUGUUGAAGCUGGCAGGAAUGGUUUGCAAAGUGACUCCUGAGAAGUUCAUACAGUUUGCAUCCUUGUCCCCCGGGGAUGAACAUGUGAGGCAGAAGUCUAAGGUUCUGUGUGAGUACCUUGGUGAUCACCUUGCAGACUUUCAUUUGGUGAUGUCUCAGAUCCUUGAUAAAGAGUUUCUGGUACCUGAAAAAUGUAUUGAGUUAGCAACACUUUUGGCACAUCACCAGACAAGGUCAGGCUUGCUAGCAUUUUCAGAGGGCGUUGACCCUGGCCGUGAGUUAGCACAUGUCAUCUGGUCCACCAGGAGCUUACUCCCUGUGUAUGCCAUUAGUGUUGCAAUAAAGCUUCAGGCACAGUACAGCAUCAAGGUGAAGAUGCACACACCUCCUGUGGAAGACAUUCUUAAACACAUUGAAAAGCUUUGCUCCUCCCUGCAGAAGGAACCAGAGAAAGAACCUGACCUAGUCAAACAGGUGAUGGAGAGCAUAUACGAGUAUUUGUCAAAGAAUGAAGAUGGUGCAUUUGGGACCCUCAAAGAUCGAGACAUUCCUGUGGUCCACAUUCCUGAGCACAGAGUCUUUGUUCCCGCCAGCUGGGUGGUGGAAAGCCUUGAGGAGGAGAUUCUCCCGCACCUGUAUAAGGCACCAACCUUCUAUGGGAAGUUCUUUGGUACACUGAAGAGGCUCGGGAUGCAGACGGAAGCAUCCAGUGACUUGUACGCCAAAGUUUUGAGUAAGAUCCACCAGGACAGCGGCCAGGAGCCCCUUCACCCAGAAGAGGUUAAGCAGAUGAAGAUGGCCAUGAUGGGACUAGUGAAGCGUCCCCCACAGCUGAAAGAUUUGUCCACCUCGGAGCUUUAUUUGCCAGCUCGAGAUGGGACACUCAGGAGCUCAGUGGAGAUCUUUGUGGCAGAUAACAUGGAUAUGUUUUCUGAUAUCCAAGAGACUUUCAAGGAGCCUGUCUUUGUUGGGUUUGAAGCCCUUCAGAUAUCGUUUAAGGAAAUUUCUCUUGUGAAGCUCCUGCCUCAGAGACUAAAACCAAAGUUCCUUUCAGAAGUUCUCCAGGAAUGCCUGGCACAUGAAGACUUGGAGGAUGUGGUUACAAACUUCCUCAUUGAAGUUAAAGAGCUGCUCCAGGCAGAGGAAUUAAAAACUGGAGUUUUGAGAGUCAUUGACCACCACCGGCUGGGCCAAGGCAGUGGACUCAGCCAGGAUGAAAAGCAGGAAAUUGUGGCUCUGUUGGGAAGGGUGAGGGUGCGGCAGGUCCGCAAGAUCACCACCACUGUUAUGCUGCACGGUCAUGGUGUUGGGCAGCGUGUUAAACAGUUCUUUUUCCAGAUGGAGGGUCAGGGGGACCAACAGACUUUGACUGUAUACCUCUGUGAGAAAUUUCCCCCAAGAAUGUUAAGUGGUUGUCUUCACAAGGCAUACAGUUUGUUGUUGCACAAAUGGAGUAUUGAAAGGAUGAUGGAAUUGGGAAAUGUUUUUGGCUGUGUUGGGAAGCCUCACUUCAUCCACAGCACUCUGGAUCAAUCAGACAUAAAAGCCUACAGUGCUCAUUCCCCCGCCCGCUGCCUCUAUAUGUGUGACGUGGGCAACUACUUGGAAGAAAGGUUCCUGCCUUUGCUGGACAACGGGUUUUGCAGUUUUUCCAAAGGGGAGAUUGUCUGCAUGAAAAAGUAUCUGUGCCCUUGUGAGGGAGAGAGGAGGACAGAAGAGGAUGAAGAUGACAUCUUUGUGAUUGUGCAGGUGGUGAGGCUGGUAGAGAGGCAUGCCUCCUGCCAGAUGUUGGACACAUACGAGGUGAACACCAGCCAGGACCAGCCCUGCGUGGUGACUGUCAGAGCCUCUCUACUCUACCGGUUUGUGAGGAGAGAAGUCAGAGACGUGGUGUUGCUCCAGGCAUCUGCAGCAGAGGAGGAAAAUUUAAAUGAAAGAGAUAUUUUCAGGAAGAUACGAAAGCAGGUCAAGGAGAUCUGGGGAGUGGAGGAUGAGCACCAGAGACGUCACCUAAUCCGCCGCCUGUUGCUCAAGUGGCACCCAGACAAAAACCCUGGCCGGGAGGACCUGUGCACCCGCCUAUUUCAGUACAUUCAGUCCCUGCUGGGGCGACUAGAGCGCGGAGAACACAUACCCGAUGAGGAGGAUGAAGCCCAGGCCCCACGCACCCACCCGAGUAAGGCAUACUCCAGUUUCUCCUGCUCUCCUAAAUGGCGUCACCACAACUUCAGCAGUGGCAGGGGGUGGAGCAGUGACGGGGGGUGGAGCAGUGACGGGUGGUGGAUGCCCGGUGACAGCAGCCAGGAGAGGGUGCCAAAGUCUGACUUGCCUGAAGCCCGACGGUGGCGCAGGCAAGCCCACUGCGAUCUUAAGGCUGCUGAAGGGAUGAUGCGCCUGGAUGAAGAAGAGUGGGCAUCCUGGGUGGUGUUCAUGUGCUACCAGGCUGCUGAAAAGAUGCUGCUGGCCACGCUGUACUCAAAAGACAUGGAAGAGGCUUGUAGGCAAAAGGGUCACGGGCCACUCUCUCGCACCCUGACCACUCUUGCACUACUCCUGAAGGACUCACACAUCAACCGGUUGGCCGACCGCAUCCAAAAUGUUGCGUGUGGUUUCCUUGGGCCGCUGUACCCAACAUUUGCCCGCUGUCCUCGUGACGGCUACACCUCCGCCAAUGCCCGCCGGAUGUGUGGAGAUACAAAGGAGCUAUUGGACAUUUUGGAGCGACGAAUUGAGUGAGACAUCUGGCACUUAAGUUGGUUUGGUCUCUCUCUCUCUCUCUCUCUCUCUCUCUCUCUCUCUCUCUCUCUCUCUCUCUCUCUCUCUCUCUCUCUCUCUCUC
Eriocheir sinensis (Chinese mitten crab) is the source of this 13632-nucleotide messenger RNA. RefSeq names its product sacsin-like. Gene Ontology annotation, molecular function: Hsp70 protein binding. The transcript has 13 exons. The record is from RefSeq and is a predicted model, not a curated record. NCBI's taxonomy places the organism in Eukaryota, Metazoa, Arthropoda, Malacostraca, Decapoda, Varunidae. The coding region runs from base 484 to 13530 and encodes 4348 amino acids.